UGGUACACUUAUGAUUGAGCCAACGGAAAGUGAAGAUAAGGAUGAAUUGGAUCGUUUCUGUGAAGCCAUGAUAUCAAUUCGAGCUGAAAUUGCCGAAAUCGAAGCAGGACGUAUGGAUAAUAAAGUGAAUCCAUUGAAAAUGUCUCCACAUACUCAAGCGCAAGUUAUCUCUGAUAAAUGGAAUAGACCAUACACGCGGGAAGUUGCAGCCUUUCCAGCGCUCUUUGUUAAACCCGAAUCCAAAAUUUGGCCUACAGUUGGCAGAAUAGACGAUGCUUAUGGUGACAAACAUUUAGUCUGCACUUGUCCACCAAUUUUACCUGAUCUGUAAAGUUUUAAUAUAUUAUACUAAAGCAGUGGUAAACAUAUAUAUUGAGUUU
Teleopsis dalmanni is the source of this 380-nucleotide messenger RNA. Its product is annotated as glycine dehydrogenase (decarboxylating), mitochondrial-like. Gene Ontology annotation, biological process: glycine decarboxylation via glycine cleavage system. The record is from RefSeq and is a predicted model, not a curated record. Bases 11 to 331 code for a protein of 106 amino acids. NCBI's taxonomy places the organism in Eukaryota, Metazoa, Arthropoda, Insecta, Diptera, Diopsidae. The transcript has 2 exons. Gene Ontology annotation, molecular function: pyridoxal phosphate binding; glycine dehydrogenase (decarboxylating) activity; glycine binding. Gene Ontology annotation, cellular component: mitochondrion; glycine cleavage complex.